GGCCCUCCCUUUCGGCCAUUCGCGAGCACUCACCACUAUAUCACUCAAAACCGCUAUAUCACCAGUAAUGAUUCUCGAGGGUACAUACCCGUGUACGAAUAUUCCUUGAGAGAUCAGUGGAUCAUGAUGGAUGCGGAUGAUGGUUAUAUUCUUUGGACAGGUAUCUGGAAAGCUCUUGGAAACCGCAAAGCGGACAUCAUCAAGAUGAUCGAGUCCCAGCCUGAGUUAGCCUGUCAAAUUCGAAGAAUAAGAGGAGGUUAUCUAAAGAUCCAGGGAACCUGGAUACCUUAUGAGUUCGCACUUCGACUGUCUCGUCGCGUGGCUUUCGCCAUUCGCUUUGAUUUAGUUCCCCUUUUCGGG
Messenger RNA from Stereum hirsutum FP-91666 SS1, 360 nucleotides. Its product is annotated as DNA-binding domain of Mlu1-box binding protein MBP1. Gene Ontology annotation, cellular component: SBF transcription complex; MBF transcription complex. Gene Ontology annotation, molecular function: transcription regulator activity; DNA binding. The annotation marks the transcript as partial. The record is from RefSeq and is a predicted model, not a curated record. The transcript is spliced from 6 exons. Lineage: Eukaryota; Fungi; Basidiomycota; Agaricomycetes; Russulales; Stereaceae.